GAGGCGCAACAGGCAUCCGAGCCAUACUAUCAUCCGGUGAAUGUGCGCUGCAAACAACCAUGAGUCUUUACAAUGAACCACUCCUCCAGCUGUUCGCCGCCGCUCUAAUCAUAAUGAUGGCCGCUUUCCUCCUGCUUCAGCGAGCCGAGUCGACCGAGUUCGUCAAGUGGUUGCAGAAGAAGAACUACCAAUAUGAAGUCACGUUCGCUUUAUACAUGUUGACUCCUACAGAGAAAUUCAUCUUCAACUCCAUCCUCUUCCUGACGCUAG
This is a messenger RNA of Baudoinia panamericana UAMH 10762, 270 nucleotides long. RefSeq lists its product as uncharacterized. The annotation marks the transcript as partial. The record is from RefSeq and is a predicted model, not a curated record. NCBI's taxonomy places the organism in Eukaryota, Fungi, Ascomycota, Dothideomycetes, Mycosphaerellales, Teratosphaeriaceae. The transcript is spliced from 2 exons.